Molecule: messenger RNA, 630 nt
Organism: Hermetia illucens (black soldier fly)
Lineage: Eukaryota; Metazoa; Arthropoda; Insecta; Diptera; Stratiomyidae
Exons: 4
Coding region: 122-532 (136 amino acids)
Source: RefSeq, a predicted model, not a curated record
GGUAAUUCCCCUUAUCAUUAUGAUUGUAUGAUAGUAAACAACAGUCCAGAAUUAUAUAAACGAGUUGGAUUUCUAAAGAAGCUCAAUUUGUUUGCUGAAAUCGUUCUAGGAAGUCGGAAAGAUGGUUGUCAGUUCGUCGCUUGUAGCCCUUCUUAUUUCUGUGGUUACUAUCUCCUUUCCUGCAGUAGUUGCAGCUGAUUCCUCAGAGGAAGUAACUUAUCCAAUCUGUGCUGUGAAAUGUGCUGUAACUGGUUCGCCAGUCUGUGGUGAACGAGAUGGCGAUUAUAAAUUAUUUAUAAAUGGAUGUGCAAAGAUGAGUCAUUACUGCAAUACUGGGGAAACGUGGGAAGAGACUGAUAUCACUAAGUGUGUUGCCGCUGGGUGCCCGAUUUCUUGUUCGAAAUAUGAUGACGACAUAUGUGCAACGAAUGGAUCCGUAUAUAAGCAUUUCUCUAAUCAAUGUGACUAUCUUCGAUUUGUGUGCAAGAAGCCCAAAGAAGCAUGGACUCGUGUCACAGAAUGCCAUCCCUAGGUUGGGCGGAGUUAUGUACAUCUGUACGUAGGUAUUUUCAAAACAUUUUAAAAGAAAUAUAAUCGGAAAGUUUCUAAUAAAAUAUGUGUUUUUUAAUU